CAUAUACUAAUAAUUCCCCUCCCCCUUUCCCCUCCCCCUUCCUCUCCCUAUCUUCCUUGUUUCGCGUUCACUCGCUUGGUUCGUGCUAUCUCUUCGUUUUCAGAAUGGCUGCUGCUGCCCCUUCUUCGAAACUGGAUGGCAUCCAGAAACCGGCCCUUCCCACCCCCCAGGGGCCCCAGAUGAGCGGCCUUAACCUGUACUCGAGAUUCGCCUUUGCUGGCGCUGUCUGCUGUUCAGUUACCCAUGGCGCCCUCACACCUGUCGACGUCGUCAAGACAAGAAUCCAGCUUGAUCCAAAAACCUACAACAGAGGCAUGAUUGGGGGAUUCAAGCAGGUCGUUCAGAAUGAAGGAGCCGCGGCUCUCUUGACCGGUUUUGGCCCAACUGCUGCCGGUUACUUCCUGCAGGGGGCCUUCAAGUUCGGAGGUUACGAGUUCUUCAAGAAGCAGUCCAUCGACUUCCUUGGCUACGAGACUGCGGCCAAAAACAGAACCGCCGUCUACCUCGCCUCGUCUGCGCUUGCUGAAUUCUUCGCUGAUAUCGCUCUCUGCCCCCUCGAGGCUACACGUAUUCGUCUCGUUUCCCAACCCGAAUUUGCUUCUGGCCUAAUGAGUGGAUUCGGGAAGAUCCUCAAGAACGAAGGAGUUGGUGCUUUCUACUCUGGUUUCGGUCCUAUCCUUCUGAAACAGGUUCCAUACACUAUGGCCAAGUUCGUCGUUUUCGAGAGAGUCUCGGAGGCUUUGUACCGUCAAUUCGAUAAGGAAACUCUCUCCGAUGGGGCCAAGACUUCUAUCAACUUAGGAUCUGGUCUCAUGGCCGGUUUCGCUGCUGCUAUUAUCUCUCAACCCGCCGACACCAUGCUUAGCAAGAUCAACAAGACCGAAGGCCUUCCAGGUGAAGGAAAUAUGUCUCGCUUGAUCAAGAUUGCAAAGGAACUCGGACUCCGGGGUAGUUUUACCGGUAUUGGCGCUCGUCUCGUCAUGGUUGGUGCUAUCACUGCUGGUCAAUUCGGUAUCUACGGUGAUAUCAAGCGCGUCCUUAACGCCACGCAAGGCGUCGAAUUGAAAUAGAUUAGCCCUUGAUUCCUUGGUUACCCGAUAUCCACCACCCACCGUUUCGUUCAACUCUUUCGAUGCGUUAACCUCCUACAAUACCCGGUCUCAACCCAUUGUGUGACCUCUCAUAUAUCCCUAGCAGGUCCAUCCGGGAUGUAUAUUUUUUUCUUUUUUAUUCGUCGUGUGGGUUUUUCAUGUGUCAGUACUUUUUUGAUAUAAAAAAUGAAAAGUAAUGAAAUGCCAGAUAGACAAAGCUGCUACUUGUGUUGAAAGAACCAUGUCCCCAUAUAAUUCAGCCUUCAUUUUUUUUUCUUUUUUUCGUUUGUCUUCGUUUGUCUCUCUUGGUUUUCACAAAAUUAGCAUGUACUAUCUGCCUUUCUUCUUUCUUCCUCUACUAUCUGGUCUUCCUUGUCAGUUAUUUUAUUAGAGGACAAUUUUCUAUUGUAUCUAUAGAUAGAGGGUGUUGGAUCCCUGGUUUUUCAAAAGGACUCUUGUGCUUUUCCAUAUGCCAUAGAUAGUGUGUUCAUAGAUUCUCACAUCUGUUUUGUCACUGUCAUUUGCAUUCAAGACUAUGAUCCUUUAGAAAAUUGUACGUUAUUUGCCUCAUGAC
Messenger RNA from Histoplasma capsulatum G186AR, 1665 nucleotides. RefSeq names its product mitochondrial phosphate carrier protein. Gene Ontology annotation, cellular component: mitochondrial inner membrane. Bases 105 to 1070 code for a protein of 321 amino acids. The record is from RefSeq and is a predicted model, not a curated record. Gene Ontology annotation, biological process: mitochondrial phosphate ion transmembrane transport. Lineage: Eukaryota; Fungi; Ascomycota; Eurotiomycetes; Onygenales; Ajellomycetaceae. The transcript has 4 exons. Gene Ontology annotation, molecular function: phosphate transmembrane transporter activity.